Loxodonta africana (African savanna elephant) is the source of this 3523-nucleotide messenger RNA. RefSeq names its product synaptotagmin like 1 (gene SYTL1). Gene Ontology annotation, cellular component: exocytic vesicle; plasma membrane. Gene Ontology annotation, biological process: intracellular protein transport; exocytosis. The record is from RefSeq and is a predicted model, not a curated record. NCBI's taxonomy places the organism in Eukaryota, Metazoa, Chordata, Mammalia, Proboscidea, Elephantidae. Gene Ontology annotation, molecular function: small GTPase binding; neurexin family protein binding.
AGGUAAAAGACCUCAGGGAUGGGGUCCCCUGCCAGUGUCCCAAGGGGUGGGUACUGCUGCCUGGUGUCCUGAGCACCCUCUGGGACCUUAGGACUUUGGGGUGAGGGAGGCAGGAGUGUCUGGGACUGGCACAGCCAGAUGGACAGACCCUUAUAUUGACCAAUGGGUCUGUCCUGUAGGGUUGAACCAGAGGAGAGAGGAUGGGACACUUGAUUCUGUACCUGGAGGGAAAGGGAACUGUGGGGAAGGGGUGCUGCUGGGGCCUCUGACCUCAGAUGCCCACAGCCCAGCCCAAGCAGACUCUGGCAGGACAAGAAUACCCCCUCCCCCGUCAGCUCCACACUCAUACACGCACACACCUGAUAGCCCCAGUGGGCCCAGGAGCACCAGGGAACACAACACACAGCAAAGUCUCAUACAGCACAGGAAGAAAUACACAGAGUGCACAUACCCACACGGUAGUGUCACCCAGAGCGCCACAGACACACCACACAGACAGUGUAAUCACCCAUGCAGCAUUGCCCUGUGACAUGACACAUGGACACACGGACACACACCCAGUGAUACAGUAUUCACAGACACACAAAAUAUACAGAGCCCAUAGUACACAGACAUGCCUACAAUACCCAGACUCACACAAAAGCACAACAUGGCACAAAUAUGAACACGGACUCACACACCAUGCCACAGAGGGAGCCCCAAUGGGCAUAUUUGUAACACCAGCACUGUGCCUUGAACAUAGUAGCUGUUCAGAAAAUACUGGGCAUGUUCAACACAGGCAGAGACACACAAUAUAGAUGUGCCCCAAUGAGGGUGGGGCGGCUGGGCCAAGGGCUUGGUGGGACACUGACUCAGACUGGGAGGGUACAGCGCUCAGGACGCGGUGGCAGCCGUCACAAGCCAGGACCUGCCUGCUGAGCCACUCCUCAUCUCAGCCAUGCCUGGUGUCCUGGCAUAGGAGGGCAUGAGAGGAAUGGGGAGCAGUGGAGAGACUGCCCCAUGGGCUCAGGCUACAGCUCUGCUCCGCUCAUGGCCAAGCCAUGGGCCCCUUGCCACGUCCACACGCCCCUCGGGGCUGGGCAGAUGUUUUCCUUCCGGAGUCACCAUGGCACCUGAGCAGCCAGAGCUGCUCUGCCAGCCCUGGGCCUCCACUGCUGGGACCCCAGCCAAGUCUUGGGCCGGGAGUGGGGGGACCCAUUCAACCAGAGCAGAGGGGCCCAGGGGCUCCGGGCAGGGCAGGCAGUAGGGGAAUCCCUGAGCUGGAAGCCUCAGUGGGAGUGGGAGUGGGUGUAGCGGUUACCUCGAGGGGCGGGGAGAGGGGGAGGAAGUUGGGGGUGUUUGCUGGGGAGGAGGUUGCCUCAGACAGGAAGGCCAGAUGGGCCAGGGCAGGGUGGAGGUGAAGCGUGGAGGGACGGGACCCAGGCUGGAGGUUCCCUGUGCAGAGAGUACUGGCUUUGGGGGUGAUACCCUGUCCCUACCUUCAAGGAGCUCACAACCCAAGGGAGCCACGUGUGCCCAGCUGGGGCAUGGCCCCCAGCUGAUGCCCCAGAGGGGCCACCCAUCUCAAGAGGGGCUGCUCUGGGCCCUGCCCUCCCUACCCAUGGCGCAUGGGUCAGAACCUGACAUCGACGGGCUGCUGGACCUCAGCUUCCUGACAGACGAGGAGCAGGAGGCCAUUGCUGAAGUCCUGAAGCGAGAUGUCCACCUGCGCCAGCUGGAGGAGGGGCGGAUCAGCAAGCUCCGGGCCUCAGUGGCAGACCCUGGGCAGCUGAAGGUCCUGACAGGUGACUGGUUCCAGGAAGCACGGUCCCAACGGCACCACCAUGCCCACUUCGGCUCUGACCUUGUCCGAGCCUCUAUCCGCUGGAAGAAGAGCUCUAGGGGUGAGAGGAGGCCCCCAGAGCAGGGUGACCAGGCUCUGGGCAGCGAUGGAGAAAAUGAGACUUCUGGGAAAGAGAAAGAGGAGCUGGAGCCCGGGCUCCUCAUAGAUGAGGUCCCUCAACACAGCCUCAGCGAGGCUGAGGGGCCUGAUUUCCCCUCACCAUCUGUGCCCCCAAAGGCUUCUGAUUAUGAGGAGGAGCUUAAGGCCCAGGAAGCCCCCUGCUCAGGGGGCGUGCAGGUCUCCUCGGAGGAGGCGGAUUGGGACCUGCCUUCGCGGGGAGAGAAGGAGCCGCGGCCCCAGCCAGCCCAGGCAGAGGCGGCGUCCGAGACCCUGGAGAACGGGGAGGAGGCCCUGGGACCCGGGCCUUCACUCGACCGCAUGCUCAGCAGCAGUUCGUCGGUGUCCAGCCUCAACUCCUCCACGCUGAGCGGCAGCCAGAUGAGCCUGUCGGCGGAGGGAGAGGCGGGCGCUCUGCAGGUGCGUGGCUCUGUGCACUUCGCGCUGCGCUAUGAGCCCGGCGCCUCGGAGCUGCGCGUGCACGUGAUCCAGUGCCAGGGCCUGGCGCCCGCCCGGCGCCGCCGCUCGGACCCGUACGUCAAAAGCUAUCUCCUCCCGGAUAAGCAGAGCAAGCGCAAAACGACGGUGAAGAAACGGAAUCUGAAUCCCGUCUUCAACGAGACUCUCCGGUACUCCAUCCCUCAAGCCGAGCUCCGGGGCCGCGUGCUGAGCCUGUCCGUGUGGCACCGAGAAAGCCUAGGUCGCAACAUCUUUCUGGGAGAAGUCGAAGUGCCCCUGGACACGUGGGACUGGGACUCUGAGCCCACCUGGCUCCCCCUGCAGCCCCGGGUUCCGCCCUCCCCCGACGAGCUUCCCAGCCGCGGGCUGCUGUCUCUGUCCCUCAAGUACGUCCCCGCGGGCUCCGAGGGCGCAGGACUGCCCCUGAGCGGGGAGCUGCACUUCUGGGUGAAGGAUGCUCAGGACCUCGUGCCUCUUCGCUCAGGAUCCCUGGAUACUUAUGUACAAUGCUCAGUGCUGCCUGAUGACAGCCGGGCCAGCCGCCAGCGGACAAGGGUAGUGCGCCGCAGCCUCAGCCCUGUGUUCAACCACACCAUGGUUUACGAUGGCUUCGGGCCUGCUGACCUGCGCCAGGCCUGUGCUGAGCUCUCCCUCUGGGACCAUGGGGCCCUGGCCAGCCGCCAACUGGGGGGCACACGCCUCAGCCUAGGCACCGGCAGCAGCUACGGGCUCCAGGUGCCCUGGAUGGAUUCCACACCUGAGGAGAAACGGCUAUGGCAGAUGCUUCUGGAGCGGCCAUGUGAGUGGGUGGAUGGCCUUCUGCCCCUCAGGACGAACCUGGCUCCCAGGUCAUAGCCGCACCACAUGUCGCAUCACACCUCUCUCUCUGGACCCCCAUCUCAGGGCCUGCCCUUGGCUAAAGUCAAUAAAGUCUAUUCUCAGGGCAACAAGGAGCUGAUGUCUGCUGGGGGAGAGGGUGACGGCAGGAGACAGGGAAGUGAAGGGGGCUUGGGACAGAUGAAGGAACUUCAGGCUCAAACACAAACACCCCAGGGGGCUAGUCCCAGCGUGCCCAUACACAUACACCUCAGACAUCAGCAAGACAAGCGUAUAAAAACAUUUUGU